UGUGGCUGGGAGAGGGGAGGGAGUAGUGGGAAAGAUACAAAACCAGCUUCCAGGCGGUGGGCGCGGCUCCACUGCGCAACUGGCAGGAGGGGGUCUGUGGGUCAGAGGCUGGGCAGCAGCCCCAGAGGCUCGGUUGCUAGCUGGCAAUUCAGUGGGGCCGUUUACUACCUAGCCUUCGUGGCCUGGGUGGCAUCUGCUUGUGAAGGGCAGCCAGCCUAGCAACACCUUCUAAGCAACCACAGCCCAGGAAACCAGAGAAAUCAGAAAGAGGAGCCCAACAGGAGAAAAGGGCUGCAAGGAGCCCCUCUUCUCAGGGUUCCCUGAGGUGCUGGUGGAGACCCCUCACAUGGUAGCAAGUGCAAAAUCAGAAAUGGCUUCCCCAGAACCUAAGCGCCUUGUCCCCUUCACCAGAGAGUCUCUUGAAUUUAUGGAACAGCAUAUUGUUAAAAAACACAGUGAGGAAGAUCAAGAUUUAAAACCAAAUGCUGAUUUGGAAGUUGGAAAAGAGCUUCCAUUUGUUUAUGGAAAUCUUCCACAAGGAAUGGUGUCAGAACCCUUGGAAGACGUGGACCCAUACUACCAGAAUAAAAAUACUUUCAUGGUAUUAAAUAAAAAGAGAACGAUCUUUAGAUUCAAUGCCACCUGGUGUACCCUGUCUCCUUUCAAUUCAAUUAGAAGAACAACUAUUAAGAUUCUGGUACAUCCCUUUUUCCGACUAUUCAUUUUAAUUAGUGUCCUGACUGACUGCAUAUGUAUGUCCAUGACUGAUUUGUCAAAAUCGUCGCCAGCAUUACAGAAUACUUUGCUUGGAAUUUACACACUUGAAAUACUUGUAAAACUCACUGCAAGAGGCAUCUGGGCAGGAUCUUUUUAUUUCUUUGGUGAUCUGUGGAACUGGCUUGAUUUCAGCGUAACUUUGUUUGAGCAUAUAACAAAGUAUUCAACUCUAAACUUAACUUCAAUAUCUGAAAUUGCAAGAAAUUUGAGAAUUUUGAAAAUUAUUCCUUUAAACCAAGGUAAGAAAUGGCACUGAGUUCCUUUUCUUCAU
Messenger RNA from Hipposideros armiger (great roundleaf bat), 1048 nucleotides. Its product is annotated as sodium channel protein type 7 subunit alpha-like. Gene Ontology annotation, molecular function: sodium channel activity. The coding region runs from base 347 to 1033 and encodes 228 amino acids. NCBI's taxonomy places the organism in Eukaryota, Metazoa, Chordata, Mammalia, Chiroptera, Hipposideridae. The transcript is spliced from 6 exons. Gene Ontology annotation, cellular component: plasma membrane. Gene Ontology annotation, biological process: sodium ion transmembrane transport; sodium ion homeostasis. The record is from RefSeq and is a predicted model, not a curated record.